Molecule: messenger RNA, 1340 nt
Organism: Hyphopichia burtonii NRRL Y-1933
Lineage: Eukaryota; Fungi; Ascomycota; Pichiomycetes; Serinales; Debaryomycetaceae
Product: Rab family GTPase
Exons: 2
Coding region: 273-890 (205 amino acids)
Molecular function (GO): GTP binding; GTPase activity
Source: RefSeq, a predicted model, not a curated record
CGGGCACUGUUUUCAAGGGCCUGAGAAAGCAUCGACACCUUCAUUUCACUCACGUCGUUGGCAGGCGGCUUGGAUUUCUGCAACUCCGCAAGCCUGGCCUGGCGAAUGGCAUUAAGUUCCGAGUCGUCCAUUCUGUUACUGAAUAGCUGAAUAACUAAGAUGAACCCGAGAUUAAUUUUUUUUUUUGUUAGUGGGCACUACAUAAGCAGGAAAUCAACGUUAAUCAAAAAACAGCGAACUGAAAAAGAACCAUUUGCUAUUCCUUCCCCAACAUGAGUACACCAGAUAAGAGCAAUAUAUUAAGAAAGUAUAAGAUUGUAUUUCUAGGAGAUCAGAGUGUGGGGAAAACAUCCUUGAUUACCAGGUUUAUGUACGAUACUUUUGAUGAUCAAUAUGCCGCCACCAUUGGGAUUGAUUUUUUAAGUAAAACCAUGUAUUUGGAAGAUAACAAGACGAUUCGUUUGCAGUUAUGGGACACUGCUGGCCAAGAGAGAUUUAGAUCGUUGAUUCCUUCGUAUAUAAGAGACAGUCAUGUUGCGGUGAUUUGUUAUGAUAUCACCAAUAAGAAAUCCUUUAAUAAUUUAGAAAAAUGGAUAAACGACGUGAAGUUGGAAAGAGGGAACGAUGUGAUUAUAGUUAUUGUUGGGAACAAGUCUGAUCUUAAUAACAAACGUCAAGUCACGGUGGAAGAGGCCGAAAAUUUGGUUAAAUUGAGUGACGGCAAGUUUAUAAUUGAAACCUCAACCAAGGCAAACCAUAACGUCAAGUUGUUAUUCAAGAAGAUUGCGCAGUGCUUGCCUGAUUUCAAUGAGUCCAGUGACGACCAAAAGCCUGAAACCGUGAACAUAAGUGUGGAUAACGAAUCCGCCCCAAGUAGUUCUUGUUGUUAAUAAACGUCCUUCCCGAGAUAUUGUAGACAGUCACUACAUGUACAUUCACUACAUUCACUACAUAUACUUACUAUUCACUACAUUCACUACGUUCUAUCAUUCACUACAUAUACUUAUUAUUCACUACAUUCACUAAUGGCUGCAACGAGGGCGGCGAGUUCCGGGGGUGCGCGACCGGACACCCGACCAAAUUGGCCAACAAAUCCGGGGGCCCUCGGCAAAACACCCGUGCACCACACAAACACCCGUGCACCACGCUACCUAUCAGUACAUUAGCCAGACAAUGGUCCAUUAAACAAUACACCAGUAUUAUACAGUGUUGUAGCAUAUGUAGUCGUAUAGGUUAAAUAUAGAAAGAAAAUACGAGCGCUUACCUAAGCAGCGUUCUGGUCUGCGCGCCGGGGGCUAUUUUUGUUAGCAAGUCGUGUCUGCUGCCCUUGCAAACCUACA